Molecule: messenger RNA, 2796 nt
Organism: Zootoca vivipara (common lizard)
Lineage: Eukaryota; Metazoa; Chordata; Lepidosauria; Squamata; Lacertidae
Source: RefSeq, a predicted model, not a curated record
AUGGAAAAAGGAAGAGAUAAGCUGGCCAUUGGGCCCCAAAUCUCUGAAAUGGGGACAGAGAUUGAAAGGCUUCUUGAAAGACAUGGCACAAUGGCUUCUUCACAGUUUUUGGCAUUUUCCAAAUAUCCAUAUCAAGAGACUCAAGCUAUCUCUCAAGCAGCUGAAAGCAUGGAAGCUUCGAAGCAGGAUUUGAAACGAGAACUUCACCAGAAGCAUAAACGUUCAUUGCUUCCAAGUGACGUGUUACCUGCUGAUGUUCUCAUGAUGAUUACCAAUGUAUCUGGAUGUCUGCCUUAUAUGCUGCCACCAAAAUGCCCAGACAAUUGUAUGACCAGGAAAUACAGACAUAUCACCGGAGCUUGCCAGAACAGGGCACAUCCUAGAUGGGGAGCCUCCAACACAGCUCUGGCUAGGUGGCUUCCUCCAGUUUAUGAAGAUGGACUAAGUCAGCCCAAAGGAUGGAAUUACGGUUUCCUACAUAAUGGAUUUCCAUUGCCAUCGGUGCGUGAAGUGACAAGAAACAUUAUUGAGGUAUCUAAUGAGGCUGUUACUGAAGAUGAGCGACAUUCUGAUAUGAUCACUGUGUGGGGGCAAUACAUCAGUCAUGACCUUGCAUUUACGCCACAGAGUGUAAAUCGACCUUCCUCUCUGGAAGAAGCAGACUGUCAACUGACAUGUGAAAACAGGAGUCCGUGUUUUCCAAUACAGGUUUUUGCCAAUGAUACGUUCUCCACGAGUCUGAACUGCCUGCCAUUUUACCGCUCAUCCCCUGCAUGUGCCACUGGUCACCAAGGAUUUCUCAUAGGAAACCUCUCUGUCUUAAAUCCAAGGCAACAGAUUAAUAGCCUCACCUCCUUCCUUGAUGCAUCAACUGUUUAUGGCAGCACACCUGCAACAGAGAACAAACUGAGGAACCUGACAAGCGAAGAGGGCCUCCUGAGAAUAAACAUGCGGUAUUUUGACAAUGGCCGCGAAUACCUUCCUUUUGUGGCCCAGGUGCCUUCCCCUUGCGCUCAAGAUCCCAAGGCAGACAAAGAAGAGAGGGUUGAAUGCUUCAUGGCGGGAGACAGUCGAGCUAGUGAAGUCCCUUCCCUAGCAGCUAUGCAUACACUUUGGUUGCGAGAGCACAACCGCCUGGCAAAAGCGCUGAAGAAAGUCAACCCUCACUGGAGUCCUGAAACUGUCUAUCAAGAGGCCCGCAAAAUCGUUGGCGCGCUGCAUCAGAUUAUUACCCUAAGAGACUACAUACCAAAAAUCAUUGGACCAGGUGCUUUUAACCAAUACAUUGGUGCUUAUAAAGGCUAUGUUCCCACAAUGAAUCCUUCAGUAUCCAAUGUAUUUACUACGGCAGCUUUUCGCUUUGGCCAUGCUGCAAUUCAUCCAGUCAUAAAGAGACUCGACGUACAGUAUCAGAAUGAUCCAAAUCUUCCUAAUCUUCAAUUGCACGAAGCUUUUUUUACCCCAUGGAGACUUAUUAAAGAAGGUGGCUUGGAUCCCCUGCUAAGAGGAACUUUGGCAACUGCUGCAAAACUACAGGUACAGGAUCAGUUGCUGAAUGAGGAGCUAACGAAGAAGCUAUUUGUGUUGUCUCAUAAUGGCUCUUUGGAUUUAGCAUCAUUAGAUUUACAGCGGGGACGUGAUCAUGGACUCCCAGGCUACAAUGACUGGCGAGAAUUCUGUGACCUGCCAAGGCUAAGGACGGAAAGUGACCUGACAAAAGCGAUACAGAACAGGACGACGGUGCAAAAAAUCAUGGGACUGUACAAACACCCUGACAAGAUGGAUUUGUGGCUAGCGGGCAUAGUAGAAAGCAUGCUUCCAGAUGCCAGAACAGGUCCGCUGUUUGCAUGCAUAAUUGGAAAACAAAUGAAAGCAUUGAGAGAUGGUGAUCGAUUUUGGUGGGAAAACGACAAUGUUUUCACUGAAGAUCAAAGGCGGGAACUCAGAAAAUAUUCCUUAUCCAGUUUAAUCUGUGAUAACACAGGUCUCACUGAAGUGCCCCUUGAUGCCUUCAUACUUGGGAAAUUUCCUAAAGAUUUUGAGCCUUGUGAAAAUAUACCCAGCAUUCAUUUAGGAGCUUGGCAGGAAACGUUUCACCCAGAGUUGAAUUGUGGUUUCCCAGCAAGAGUGGAACAUGGUGACUUUGUCCAUUGUUCAGAGGCAGGGAAACUCAUUGUCACCUACUCAUGCCACCAAGGAUAUGCGCUAUUAGGAGAAGAACAAUUGUGCUGUAUACAGGGGAAAUGGAAUUUGAAAGCACCAGUCUGCCAAGAUAUCAACGAAUGUGAAAACAAAACCAACCCCCCAUGCCACUCCUCAGCUCAAUGUGUCAACACCCAAGGCUCAUUCCAAUGUCUUUGCACAGAUCCCUAUGAACUGGCAGAAGACGGGAAAACAUGCAGAGAUUCUGGAAGGCUUUCCAAGGGUUCUCUAGUCUCCAUCAUUUUAGGUGUAAUUGUGUUGAGUUGUUUGGCAGUAUCAAGCUGGUUUGUGGUUUGCCGGUGGUGGUCCUGCUCGGCUAAAGGCUCAGUUAAUUCGCAGGUGUUAAAUGAUGGAAAGAAUCUGUCUCCUGAAGAAAACUGCCCAAACAGCUAUGAAAUGAAUAUAUCACAAUCACAAUCAAAUAUACUAGUUAAACCACUUGAUAAGAAGUCACUUGUUUUAUUAGUAAGAUUUCCAUUCCUGACAGAAUACCAGGAUAUCUUGCCAUUUCCAACACACGAUGAUGGCCUUCUUGCCAAAACCUUUGAACACAACAUCCAAGACGUUGCCCAUUUUUCUCUCUGGCAGCUCUAG